Molecule: messenger RNA, 3432 nt
Organism: Etheostoma spectabile (orangethroat darter)
Lineage: Eukaryota; Metazoa; Chordata; Actinopteri; Perciformes; Percidae
Product: ewing's tumor-associated antigen 1 homolog
Exons: 6
Coding region: 237-2213 (658 amino acids)
Biological process (GO): regulation of DNA damage checkpoint; positive regulation of protein serine/threonine kinase activity; replication fork processing
Cellular component (GO): nuclear replication fork
Molecular function (GO): protein serine/threonine kinase activator activity
Source: RefSeq, a predicted model, not a curated record
AAAAAAAAUUUUUUUUAAAACUGUCCGGCAUCCGUAGUUUGAUGACGUUACAGCCAACAUGGCGGCGUGCUUCGAAUGAAUGAGCUAAAGGCAAAAACACAACGAACGUGUUUGCGACAAUAUGAACAAACUGCGAAUAAACGGUAUCAGCAGCGUUGUCUUAAACCACGGAGCAUCCACCAAGAAGCAGUUAGAACGAUCAUGUUCAGCAGAGGUUGCUGCUGUGUAAGUCAACGAUGUCAGAGCGGAGGACACAGGAUGUCUCUGCUCCAGAGUUCAGUGGGCUACGGGGCAGUGUUUCCAAACUUUGCAGCAACAACAUACAAGACAUAAAAACAGGACAGCAGCUGUCUGGCACGUCAACAUCGACGAUGUGUAAAGAUUUGCAGAGCCCUAAGCGCAGAGGCUACAGCAGAUACCCCGGCUUGAAUAACGGGGAUUCCCCCGGUGAUGUGGAACCAACACAAGACAUUUUCUGGGAUCCCACAUCGCCCACUUCAGCUAGUACUGGCUCGGGGCCCAGGAACACCAGAGUUGUGGAAAUAUCAGAUAUUGUUAAUCGUAUUGCUCCGAAGGAUGUGAAACGGAAAGGGACUGAAUCUCCUCUGCUGCAGUGGAUAGGUGACAGUGCCGUCCCAUGCACACCCGACAUUCCAAAGCCAAGAGCCAGGAAGAAGUCCUCUCGGCAGAGCAGCGUGGACGACCUCAUGAAACUGGCCAGGCAGUUUGACGAGAACAUGCAGCAGGACAGAGAGACUUCAGAACAGCUUGUCAACACUGUCAACAACAACCUCAACGAAUGUGUGAACACUUCCAAAACAAAACUGACAGAGACAUCAUUCCCAAGCAACGUGAAGGACCUAAAGUGUCCAUCGUCAUCGGAUCAGGUGGAGGCAGACCUGCACGCUCUGUUUGACUGCUCCACUCAGAGAGUCAGCGGCCGGCUAAGCCAGGGCUCCUCCGCAUCGGUCCAUUCACAGGAAACAAAACACCAACCUUUGACUUCAACUUCAGCUGAACCCAGACAACCAGAGCUCAAGUCACCUGACAAGUCUGGCCCAGUUGCACAUCCUGUUGGAGAAAAAGGACCUUGUGAUCUUAGUGUGAACAACUGUGAUGACUUUGAUGAUGACUGGGAGAAUGAUGACCUACUUAAUGACUCUUUUGUGCUGGCGAUGACCCAGAAUCCUGAGCAGCAACAUGACACCAACCCUAAAACCACCUUGCAGUCUGACACUAAGACAAACACUACUCGGUUCCCCUCCGUUUGCAGGCCUACUGCAAAUAUGAACUCUGCACAUCAGCCUUCGAACUUGCACUCAAAGCCAAGUUGCAGUGUACUACAGGAACUGUGUCCCAAGCCAAAGACUACCAACCGAAGCACUUUCAAGUUAGAGCCCAACCCUCACUUCCAGCCCAAGAUGGCUGCCAGAGAGGUUUCCGAGUCCAGCUUCACUGUUAUACAACUUCAGUCAAAGAUGUCUGACCAGAAAUCUGAUACCAAAAAGACAGUGUCCAUUCCUAUUCCUGACAAGAUCCCUAAAUAUCAGAAGGGAACACAUGAAGCUGUUAAAGACAUUUCAGACAGCUUAUGGGAUGAUGGGGACGAUGACGCGCUGCUCUACCAGGUAUGUGACAGCGUGGAGAGGAUCUCCAACAGUCAGCCGCAGCAAGCGAGCCCUAGCAACGGCCAAGAAAAACAAAAUACUGCUGUAGACAGACAGCGAAAAAACCCAGCGCCCCUGCCAAUCGACAUGUCCUGGGCCAUGAAUGCCAGUGCCAAUGGACAGUCUCCACGUACUUUUGUUCGGUUUAACUCAUUACCAGGGACUAGCAGGGACACUGUUAACUACCAAGGAUGGAACAUUCCCAUGAAAGGUGCCAACGACAAAUCCCGGAUGUCUCAGAGCCUCCCAGGAAGCAGUGUGAGUCUGGGCACAUUUAACCAGUGCAGGGAUUCCUCUGGAACUUUCCAGGCUGGGAAUGCUACUGUGGAUCUGAAGCCACAUACAGUGACAGCCAGGGCACCACAGAACUCCAAGUCCCAUCACUCAGCCUUCAAGAGAAAUGUAUCUGACUCAGCAGCUAUAAGCAACAAAGUUUUUGUCACAAGCCAAGUGACGUUGAAGUGCUCUGCAGCCGAGAUUGAGAGAAAGAAGCAGGAGGCCUUGGCCAGGAGGCGACUGCGGAUGCAGAACGCCCCGAAACCCUAGAGGAGCUUCGUCCUGACUGAAGGGAUAUUAUUUUACUUUAAUAAGCCUUCAUAAAACUCAUCAUUCCACUCCAGUGGUUCAGCCACCUCCUUAACAAUAUGUUACCAACGAUGAUAUCAUUUUAGUGUUAAUAGUUCAGUAUUAAAGAUUUAUUACAGAACGGACCAAGUGUCUAUUGAAAGAAGUGAAUGUGUGUUGGAAGAGCUGCUGGAUGUUUUUGCUGCAAAUGUAGAAACAGAUUGAUGCAAGUCUCAGAUCUGGUGCUGGAAUAACAUUAAAAAGAGAUUUGCAUUAGCUUUUUCACAUUCUGACAAAUUGUUUUGACAUCUACUGAGUUUGAAAUAAUUCUAAAUGCUGAAUAAAACAUUAUGUUGUUUUACAGCAAUGUCAUUUCAGCUGUAUGCACAUGUUUUGGUUUAAAAAAAAAAUUUUUUUUGCUGAUGUUUCCUUUUGUUUAAAAGUAGUUUUAUCCAUGUUCCUUGUCAAACUGUAACACCCAGGGCUGAACUAGAAACUACAUUAAAACAGUGUUGAGGCUAUCCAUCAGACAUGUCUAUAAUUUCAUUUGAUUAAGUGAAGGUAGUAACUGUGGUAUUCUCUACUGUAUGUUUUUGUUGAAACUGAUUAUGCGCCUGCAACUUCCAUUGAUGCAUUCUGAAAAUAUUUGACAGUUGUCAUAACUUUGUAAUGAAAAGAUCAUUGCUUUAGUUGAAGUAAAUUGUUGUGUUGUAAUACACUCUCAGACAUUCUUCUUUCCUUUGGGGCCAAACUACAAAUUUAGAAAAUGAGAAAAAAAGGUGUCUGUUAUACCGAGUUGCUUUUUGGCAAUGUUUUUUGUUUGUUUUGUCUUCACAUACUUUGUUUGUGCAUGUCACAUUUUUUUUAUUCUUUGAAUUUUGCACAGGUUAGAAUUUACUGUAAAGACAGUGUUAUGGCCCUUCUCUGUAGGCAUAAUUGAUUGAGUAUUUUUUUUUUUGAUCAGUUGUGUUACUUUAUAGGGAUAGACAGGUGAGACAACAAUCAGGUAACCCUUUGGUUUCUGCCUUAGUAGUUAACAAAUUUAACUCCAGCCCCUGUUACUACACACUUUGUCAUGAUGUUUAUGCCUUGUAUGGACACUUUAUACUAUUACUAGUUUCUAUGCUUUGCUCUUACGGUACCUGCCAAACCCAAAAUAAAGGAAUACACAUUUGAGACUGUGAAUAAACUGCUCCAAUCA